This is a messenger RNA of Anneissia japonica, 1005 nucleotides long. RefSeq lists its product as uncharacterized. The record is from RefSeq and is a predicted model, not a curated record. NCBI's taxonomy places the organism in Eukaryota, Metazoa, Echinodermata, Crinoidea, Comatulida, Comatulidae. The transcript is spliced from 2 exons. Bases 8 to 376 code for a protein of 122 amino acids.
CCAAGAAAUGUGGGUACGUGUUAUCACAGAGAAAAAAUAUACCAACAUGCAAGAUGAUGAGUCUAAAGAUGGAAUUUCCAACUCAGAUGAAGAUAGCGCGGACAGUGAUGAGGAAGAUAAUGAGAAUGCUGAAACAUCAAGAGAAGAAAAUCAAACGAAGCAAAGCAAGAUAACUGACUUCAUGGGAAAUCAGCUACUAAACAGAGAAAAGGAAGCGAAAAAGAAAACAGCACGAAUGAACCACAGGAUGAAGAAAAAACACAGGCAGAUAACAUCUUGCCCACGUUGCCUGGUACCAAAAGAAGAAGAAAAUCCAGCAAAAAUCUGCUGUGUGUCACGUGUCUGGACAACGGCAAUUCCAAUGUUGUCGACGUAAGCCUCUAACCCGGAUGUAUGUAUCCAUAAUAUGAACCUGAACACAGCGAUCCUGAUUGCUAUUAGACCAAAGUAGAAUUCAUUUUGUUUUUCAAUUUAGGUAAUCCAGUUAUUUACUGCAGCAUUUAUGUAUAAUUAACCAAAAAUAAAACCUAACAGCGCAUAAUCAAGUUUAGAAGUAGAAUCCUAAUUAUGUUAGCAAGACACAGCCUUGGUAAACCGAAUUUGACAUCAUCCAAGAUAGCUGGCGAAUAUCAUUUAUCAUCAGUAUUUUUGUAUGCUUUGCUAGCCAUGAUUUCCAUAAACGUUCUAUUUCAAAAUGGAUAUCGAAACUAAAAUCGUAAUACGCUUGAUAAAAAAAUACUAACGACUUGUCUACCAUCGAGGCCCAGGAAAUGUAAAAUAAAAAAAAAAUAAAAACAGUUUGCUCUACAAGUGGAGAGGAGGAAGAUGAUAACAACAGCAGCAAGAAAGAUUUUCUCACAGUUUAUCCGCAUUCAAUAUAAACUGACUGUGUAUAAGGAAUUUUUUUCUGAUUUUAUGUCCUCUUGCUUUCUGCAGUAUUUUUUCUGUAUUUUCUUUCAGUUUAAAUCUCUUCAGGCUGCCUCGUGAAAAUGUUAGUUUAAUUUU